Molecule: messenger RNA, 1350 nt
Organism: Dichomitus squalens LYAD-421 SS1
Lineage: Eukaryota; Fungi; Basidiomycota; Agaricomycetes; Polyporales; Polyporaceae
Exons: 7
Coding region: 1-1350 (449 amino acids)
Biological process (GO): negative regulation of gene expression via chromosomal CpG island methylation; protein ubiquitination
Molecular function (GO): ubiquitin protein ligase activity
Source: RefSeq, a predicted model, not a curated record
AUGGGUUUCAAAUCAAAACCGCUCUACGAGCGGACGUAUCCAUCCAACGUCUUUGGAGACAUUCCAGGUGUUCCCGUAGGUUCCACAUUCGAGAACCGACUUUACCUUCACCAUACGGCUGUCCAUGCGAACAUCCAAGCGGGUAUAAACGGGAGCAAAGACGAGGGGUGCUACAGUGUCGUGCUAUCGGGCGGGUACGAGGAUGACAAGGAUGAAGGGGACCGUUUUACAUACACUGGAUGUGGAGGUCGCGACAAGGCGGAUGGUGAGAAGCCCAGAGACGGGCCUCAAACCUGCGAUCAAACCUUCGACAACUCCAGAAACCAGUCACUCCGCCUCUCUGCGCACAAUAAGAGACCAGUACGCGUAAUCAGGGGUUACAACUCGGACUCGGACUACGCGCCUCUUGAAGGCUUCCGCUAUGAUGGACUGUACGAGGUAGAGCAGGCAUGGAUGGCCACAGGCAAGAGCGGUUUCAAAGUGUGCAAGUUUAUCCUCAGUCGCCUACCCAACCAACGCCCCAUCCCGCGCCGAUUCCAACCAAUACCCCUCGACGUUGAUCUAUCUCAAUGGGAGGAGCCCCAACACUUCUGGGGCAACUGCGCCGGACCUGAUCACAGUGGCUCCGGUCAGCGUGACGGACCCCGCUUGCCUAGGCUGAACGAAAGGAGGAAGGCACAGGAGCGCACCAAUGCCAGCGCAGGCCCGUCCCGUCCACCCGCGCUCGUUCAGAGACCACCGCCCUCGCCGAUACCCCCCACGACGAACAGCGCCCUUGCCCGCGCACGGCACACGGCUGCCCAGGCACAGACAUCGACGGACGCCCCAGUGUUCAGCGUCGAUGAUAUCCUCGCGGAGUGGUCUGCGCCAAGGGGUGUGCACCGCCCUCCGGCUCCGACUCAGGCCCCGAGUGCUGCCUACAAAUCGAGUGCGUCUGCUUCGUCUCAUCUCCCACCCCGUUUGAAUGGAAGUCUUCUGCACAACGCGACCGGACCCCCGCGACGUCCCUUUGUGACCUUGCCUGGGGCCGCGGCACAUCCACUUGCGGCCGAGACCAGCCUUCCGCGAUCACCGGGUCCGGUGCCUGUUGUCCGCCGUACGCGACCUGCGGAUACGGUUGUGGAUGACAACGACUUUAAGGCACUGAAACGCGCAAAAGUUGCCCCGGGCCUGGACGUGGAAGGGAGUCCGACUAAGAGCCCACUGCAGCGCGCGUGUUCGAGACCUCCAUUGACGACCCAGUCCUUAAAACAAGAGAAGUCUACGAGCGUACCACGGUCGGGCGGAGACGAGUCCUCUGUUAUCGACUUGACAUUUUCUGACGAGGAAGACGUGUGGAUAAUUGAUUGA